AUGCAUCUCUCCAUUAACCAACUGUCUACCCUUAUGAGCAUUCUCAGUGAAGAAACUGUAGAGAAUCAAACACUUGAAUAUCUUGUUUCACAGCUACAUCAAUUUUUCAAACGAGAAGAUAAUUUUAAAGUUGGCUGUACUUUACUUAUGCUGAUUCAACAUUCUGAUUUCUUACUCAAUCAAACUCAAAAAUUUGCUGCUAUAAUAUUAUGUUAUGAACUAUACCGAAAUGAACCAAUUGCAACUAAUCCUUUGGCACCUAUUUUUAUGCAUCUYUUGCAUAAAAAAGUUGGCAAAAACGAAUAUGUUGGUGAUUUGCCGGUUUUAACUAUGCCUGUUAAAAUAUUUCUUUCCAAUUUAAUUAUGUCUCAAAAUUCUAAAGAGUUAUUACGAAAAUCUGCUAAACAAGUAUUAACAGCACGCAGUGAUCCYAGUAAACCUGUAGUUAAUACAGCAACAAUUCUUAAUACAAUAAAAGAUCGUCGAAAAAAUCUUCCACGGACCGCAAAAAGCUCUCUUCCAGUUAUCAUACCUGAUCCUCAAAAAACUGAAUCAAAGGAAGGAGCAAAACAAGUUUUAGAAAUGUUGAUUAGUGGACCAAAAUCAUAUGUAUCUCACAAUUUUAAACCAGAAAUGAUGCGACUUGCACCACCACUUUAUGUGUGCAAUGAAGAAAUGGUUUGGAUGAACAUGAGUGGGCGAUCAAAUCAUCAGAUCAUGUAUGAUAAAACAAUGUGUGUGUCUACUAGUGCAGCUACUGAAGCACGAGAACUUAUGACUAAAGCUCUCAAAACACCGUUAACCUUACAGCAACAACAACAUCUUUUAGCUGAACUUGGAAAUGAUCCAAAACUAGUUUAUCAUAUAGGUCUCACGCCUUGUAAAUUGCCAGAUUUAGUUGAAAAUAAUCCUUUGAUAGCUAUUGAAGUAUUACUAAAACUAAUGCAGUCACAUUCUAUAACUGAUUACUUCUCUGUCUUAGUCAAUAUGGAAAUGUCUUUGCACUCAAUGGAAGUAGUUAAUCGAUUAACUACUACUGUAGAACUUCCAACCGAAUUUGUACAUCUGUACAUAUCAAAUUGUAUUGUAGCAUGUGAAACUAUUAAGGAUCAAUAUAUGCAAAACCGAUUAGUUCGAUUAGUGUGUGUUUUUCUGCAAUCUCUCAUUAGAAAUAAAAUAAUAAAUGUGCAGGAAUUAUUUAUAGAAGUUCAAGCCUUUUGUAUUGACUUUAUACAAAUUCGAGAAGCAUCAGCUCUGUUUCGUCUCUUGAAACAACUAGAAACAGGAGAUACUUGCAGUAUUGGUAAUAUAGCUGCUGCCGCUGGUAUUACACCUAGUACAAUUGCUGCUGCUAAAGAUAAAGACAAAGAAAAAAUAGUGCCAAAGGAAAAGUAGUAUUAGUUAGGUCUUUAAUUGAAUUAAAAUGACAUCUAAUAGAAGUUUAUUAUUAAUUUUUACUUUUAUGAUAAGUGAGACUGUAAAGUGGAAAUAAAAGUGUAAUCAUUUA
Messenger RNA from Diuraphis noxia (Russian wheat aphid), 1507 nucleotides. RefSeq names its product CCR4-NOT transcription complex subunit 11 (gene Not11). Gene Ontology annotation, cellular component: CCR4-NOT complex. NCBI's taxonomy places the organism in Eukaryota, Metazoa, Arthropoda, Insecta, Hemiptera, Aphididae. The record is from RefSeq and is a predicted model, not a curated record.